UAUGAACCAAAAGAAGCACAAAGACGCUUCCUAUCAACCUUCCUGCAACGUUGCUAUAUUAGGAGCCGUAGGGGUUGGUAAAUCAGCUCUCGUCGUUAAAUAUCUCUCGAAACGUUUUAUUACCGAAUAUGAUCCGAAACACGAAGGAACAUAUAACAGGCAAGAAGUUAUUAAUAAUCAAGAAAUAACAAUAAGGGUUAUGGAUACAUUUGACGAAGAGGAAUGUACGAAUUCAGAAAGAUAUCUUGACUGGGCGGACGCCUACGUUGUUGUUUACAGUAUUACUGACAGGAAGAGUUUAGCCAGCUCCCAAGCUUAUUUAGAUAUUGUUUCUCAUACCCAAUGUCCGGUAACGUUAGUUGGUAAUAAAGCCGACUUAGAAUUUGACAGAAAUGUUGCAAGACAAUCAGGUGAGAGAACAGCUAAAGAAUAUUCCUGCACAUCCUUUUUUGAAGUAUCAGCUUGCGAUCAAUACUCAAGCGUCGCCCAGGUUUUCAAAAGUGUCGCCGAAGCGUCAAUUAAUUUGAAGAAUAUAAGAAUUCAAGAAGAUACUGAACGACGUCACAUAAGUCCGUCGUUUAGAAUAUUUAAUAAAAGUUUUAAAAAUCUCAUCUUCAAUUGA
Messenger RNA from Dimorphilus gyrociliatus, 622 nucleotides. Lineage: Eukaryota; Metazoa; Annelida; Polychaeta; Dinophilidae. The record is from the annotation of a GenBank genome assembly.